GUGGGUGUGUCUAUGGAGGCAGUCUGUCUUCAGAUCAAAGUGUUAUUGCUAAAAUAGCAGCUAUGCCGGUCAUAGUGUUUUGUUCCAACGUGAGCGGUUCCCGAGAGAUAAAGACAAAACAGAACAAAAUCUUUCAUGUCCUGGACGGCAAAAAGAUUGCCUACGAAACUGUCGACAUUUCUGAGGAUUCUAAAAAAAAGGAUCUAAUGAGGAACCUGGCAAAGAACUCGACUGCACUGCCUCCUCAAAUAUGCAAUGGGAACAACUACUGUGGGGACUAUGAUGCGUUUGACAAUGCAGUCGAGGAAGGAAUUUUAGAGAAGUUUCUCAAACUCUAAAAGGAAUGGAGACCUGCUAUGGGACAACAAUGAAUCUAUAAAAUACUAUAUUAACAUUUCUGUGUCCUUUUAUUUGAUUUGGUUAUCAAGGAACUGUACAUUUUCCAUUUGUACUUGCCUUCUUUUCAGGAAAAUCCUAAUGGGAACUUUUGGA
This is a messenger RNA of Perca flavescens (yellow perch), 492 nucleotides long. Its product is annotated as SH3 domain-binding glutamic acid-rich-like protein 3. Gene Ontology annotation, cellular component: cytoplasm. The transcript is spliced from 4 exons. Bases 63 to 338 code for a protein of 91 amino acids. NCBI's taxonomy places the organism in Eukaryota, Metazoa, Chordata, Actinopteri, Perciformes, Percidae. The record is from RefSeq and is a predicted model, not a curated record.